Molecule: messenger RNA, 5382 nt
Organism: Cheilinus undulatus (humphead wrasse)
Lineage: Eukaryota; Metazoa; Chordata; Actinopteri; Labriformes; Labridae
Product: NACHT, LRR and PYD domains-containing protein 12-like
Exons: 13
Coding region: 424-3762 (1112 amino acids)
Molecular function (GO): protein binding
Source: RefSeq, a predicted model, not a curated record
CAGUGGACACAGACUGAGGCAUGCUGGGUAAAUGUUUGUGUUUGAUGUAAAAGUGCUGAGUAAGCUCUUUUAAGUGAGUCUUUGAAAAGAGCAGAUAUUAUUAUUUCAUUAUUUAUGAUAAAAACAAACUGAAUAUGUGUUUUGCAGCUAGUAAGAAAGUGAUGAAGCACGGCACUUCUUCAAAAACUUCUGUACCCAAAGUUUAUAAGUCCUGCGCUUUGAUUGGCUGCAAUGUGUGCCAAUCAGGGCACAGGAGGGCGGGAUCAGGAAGAACAGGAAGAAGAAUCCCUUCUUGAUUUUCUCAGCACAGCAGCUUAGAGGAGAGAAACUUCUGAGGAAACCGACAGAAUCGUCUGAUGUUUUUCUCACGAGCCGGGCUGUCAGGAUCACUGAAGUCAGAGGAGCCGGGUGGAGCAGAGCAGCAUGGAAAACCAGAGCGCUCAAAAUGUGGCUCCAGGACCACCACAGACUGCUGACACUCAGAGGGAAGCAGGAAGUGGCACAUACACCGCUGAGGGUGGAAGCAACAUCAUCAAUCCUCAGAUUAUUGGAGCUAAUGUUAGAGAUGUUCAUCUCACUGCUACUGUCCUCCAACACGGUCAGCCUGCUCUGACCGAGACAGCCAAAGGUCCUCCCAAAGAUAAAGGUUACAUCCAAAAAUGCCAGUCUUCCCUAAAAUCUUUCCUCGAAAAGGAAACAGAGAAUUUGUGUCAGGGCCCAGAGGAAGAUGGAUCAUUAACUCCUUUAGACAAGAUCUAUACGGAGCUCUACAUCACCAAAGGAGGCAGUGGGGAGGUCAACACUGAACAUGAAGUCAUUGAAUUAGAGUGCAAAAGGUGUCCGAGUGAGGAGACAAAAAUUAACCUCAAUGACAUUUUCAAACCUUUACCAAAUGAAGACAACCCACCUCGGAGAGUUCUGACCAAGGGAAUCGCUGGGAUCGGAAAAACGGUCUCUGUUCUGAAGUUCACUCGGGACUGGGCGAGAGGGGACACCAACCAAACCUUUGAGUUUUUAUUUCCAUUCACAUUUAGAGAGCUGAACCUAAUCAAAGAUGAGAGAUGGAGUCUCAUGGAGUUGAUCACCCACUAUUUUAUAGAAGUGCGGGAUUUGGAGGCCUCAGAUUACAAUCGUUUAAGGGUAUUGUUCAUCUUUGACGGUCUGGAUGAAAGCAAAUUGGAUUUCAAGAAAAACAAGCUGUGCCGCAGCGUCACAGAGCCUAACACAGUGGACGUCCUGCUAACCAACUUAAUCAUCGGGAAACUAAUGUGCAACGCCUCAGUCUGGAUCACAAGUCGGCCAGCAGCAUCCAUGAAGAUUCCCCUCAAGUACAUUGACAGGGUGACCGAGGUCCGUGGCUUUAAUGACAAGCAGAAAGAGGAGUACUUUCAGAGGAAAGUGACUGACAAGGUUAUGGCUCAGAAGAUCUUCCAGCAUCUCCAGUCCAAGCCCCUGAGAAGUCUCUUCAUCAUGUGCCACAUCCCUGUCUUCUGUUGGAUUUCUGCCACGGUUCUCCAGAACCUUCUGACAGAAAGUCACGAAGGUGAAUUGCCCAAGACGGUGACUGAGAUGUACACACACUUCCUAAUAGUCCUGAUGAAGAUGACACAAGAGAAGGAUUACCAGGACAGAGAAACAGACAGAGAGCUGAUUAUGAAACUAGGAAAGCUGGCUUUUGAGCAGCUGAAGAAAGGCAACAUGAUCUUUGAUGAAGAUGCCCUGAGAGACUGGGAGAUUGACCUGACCCAAGCCGCCAUUCAUUCAGGAGUUUGUACGCAGAUCAUCAAAAAAGAACGUGGCCUUCACAAACAUGAGAUGUACUGUUUUAUCCAUUUGAGUGUUCAGGAAUUUCUUGCAGCCCUGUACGUCUUAGAGACCUUCAUCGAUAGUGGAGUAAAUCUACUUGGCAGACAGACAGGCAUGAAAAUGACAGGAGAACUUCCAAUCAUCUUCCUCCACAGGAAUGCUGUAGAUAUGGCUUUGGCCAGCGACUACGGACAGUGGGACUUGUUCCUGCGCUUCCUGCUGGGUUUAUCCCAGGAUGAAAACCAGAGGCUCAUUCAGAAAGUAUUUGGAUUCAAAGCAGGACGUCUGCUGAGCAACAAGGUCACGAUUAGCUACAUUCACCAGAAGAUUAAGAAGCAGACUCAUACCGAACACCGUAUCAAUCUGUUUCAAUGUCUGAAUGAGCUGGGGGACCAUUCUCUGGUAGAUCAAGUCCUGAAGUACCAGAGCUCAAGAUAUAUUGGUGAGAUCUCACCUGCACACUGGUCAGCCUUGGCCUAUAAUCUGCUCAUUUCCAAUGAAGACCUGGAUCUCUUUGACCUGAGGAAGUUCUGUAAAUCAGAGGACGCUCUGGAGAGGCUGCUGCCUGUGGUCAAAGUCUCAAAGACGGCUUUGCUGACUGACUGUAGGCUCACUGACAGAGGCUGUCGCUACAUGUCAUCAGUUCUCAGCUUUAAGUCGUCUGGUCUGGAGACGUUGGACCUGAGCAGAAAUGAUCUUCAAGACUCUGGAAUGAGACUGCUUUCUGACGGACUGAAGAGUCCCAACUGCAAACUCCAGAGGCUCAUUUUAAAUGGAUGUAACAUCACCAUGGAGGGAUGUCAUUCUCUGGCCAAUGCUUUGACUUCAGACCCCUCACACCUCAGAGAGUUGGAUCUCAGCGAGAAUAAAUUCCAGGAUGAAGGACUGCAGUCACUUCUAGGAAUUCUUGACAGAUGCUCUUUGGAAACUCUGAGGCUGGCUGGUUGUGGGUUUUCAGAAGUCGGCUGUGCUGCUCUGGCUUCCUCUCUGAGAUCAAACCCCACCCACCUCAAAGUCCUGGAUCUGGGAGAGAAUGAGCUCAAAGACAACGGGGUUCACAGCCUUUCUGAGUUUUUGACUGACUCACGUUGUGGACUGGAGAGCCUGAUUUUGAAAGUCUGCAUGCUUACAGAACUCAGCUGCUCUUAUCUGGGCCAAAUCUGCUGCCCAGUGCUCAAGGAGCUGGACCUGAGCUCCAACCAGCUGGGGGAGGCAGGGGUGAAGCAUCUUUGUGAAUGGCUGGGUAAACCUCAGUGCUGUCUGGAGAUCCUGAGGCUGGCUGGUUGUGGGUUUUCAGAAGUCGGCUGUGCUGCUCUGGCUUCCUCUCUGAGAUCAAACCCCACCCACCUCAAAGUCCUGGAUCUGGAAAGGAAUGAGCUCAAAGACAACGGGGUCCACAGCCUUUCUGGGUUUUUGACUGACUCACUUUGUGGACUGGAGAGACUGAGUUUGAAAGUCUGCAUGCUUACAGAACUCAGCUGCUCUUAUCUGGGCCAAAUCUGCUGCCCAGUGCUCAAGGACCUGGACCUGAGCUUCAACGAGCUGGGGGAGGCAGGGGUGAAGCAUCUUUGUGAAUGGCUGGGUAAACCUCAGUGCUGUCUGGAGAUCCUGAGGCUGGCUGGUUGUGAGUUUUCAGAAGUCGGCUGUGCUGCUCUGGCUUCCUCUCUGAGAUCAAACCCCACCCACCUCAAAGUCCUGGAUCUGGACUGGAAUGAGCUCAGAGACAACGGGGUCCACAGCCUUUCUGGGUUUUUGACUGACUCUCUUUGUGGACUGGAGAGACUGAGUUUGGAACUCUGCAUGCUUACAGAACUCAGCUGCUCUUAUCUGGGCCAAAUCUGCUGCCCAGCACUCAAGGACCUGGACCUGACCUGGAACCAGCUGGGGGAGGCAGGGGUGGAGCAUCUUUGUGAAUGGCUAGGUAAACCUCAGUGCUGUCUGGAGAUCCUGAGGUGAGGAGCUUCUAAAUGUUUGUCAAUCAACAACAUGCAGAUACGUGCACUGACUGGUUCACGAAGUUCUCUCCAGCUUCAUCCGUCACUCUCCGUUUCUUCAGCCUUUGUAUCAAACAGCUCUGAGAUGGGAUAACUGGCUUCUUUUUAGCAGAAGGCUGGUGUGUGGACUGUAAAGAUGUACAAACUGCUCAUGACAGGAUCACGGCCCACUGCCAAAGAUACACAAGGAGCGCACUGAUGACACGAAAAGACUGGGGGAGGGUGGUGGAAAUUGUUCCUCUUAAACAGCCAAGUUACCUUAACGCCAUUUUAAAUAGUAAAAAUGUUUGCACGCAAAGAAACAGGACAGACAGGCUGUCUGACAACCACAGUGCACCUGUUACUGAACAGGUAAGCAUGAACAGGGGGAAUGGCUGUCUGACAGCGCAGGGUUUCACAUCAGUGUCCGAUUAUACCUGAGAGGGAUUUUUGCCGACCAUCUGGGCACCUCGUUUCAUAAAAGUUUUGUCUCCGUGAUCAAUAAACUGCCGAACCUCUGGCGGGGCGCUGUUACGCUCUGUCAUUCUUUAAAAGCCUCAUUCAUACACGGAGCACAGAACAGCAAAAUAAUAACUAUUUUAAAUGGCGUUAAGGUAGCUUGGCUGUUGGGCAUUACAUGCACUGGAGGAAAACACUGGAAGCGAGCUAUCCCUGUCAUAUUGACUGCGGCCAUGCUGAACCAUAUUAGUAGCUAGCUCCAAUAGCUACAGUAAUGUUAGGACUUAGACUGCGUUUUUUUUUUUUUUUUUCUUGUAAAAAGAAAAGACGCCAGCUCCGCUCAGUUCUUCUUCUACUUGUAUUUUCGGCAGUCCCGCUCAGUUGAGAACUAUCUGUGCUCGAUUACUCUUCCUCAAGGAAGUGGGUGACAUAAACGGUGUGCCACACUGAACUGAAAUUGAAUUGAAUGAGCUGAAUUUUAAUUUCUUAUUUUUGAAUUUAAGGAAUAUAUAGAGUUGAAUGCUCAAGUGAAUAAAAUUCAAUUUCAAAGCAAAUAAAUUCUGUUUCAAAACAUUAAAUUCAAUUUCAAAACAUUGAAUUCACAUUCAAAUCAAGCUAUCAGCUAAAUCAGCCCAUACUAUUCUCCCUGUCUGAACUUCCUGUACAGCUAGAUCCACCUGAAACUACUUAGGAAAGUGGAAAAGUUACAAAUUGUUGCUUUAAAGUUCCUCCUUUUGUCCCUGACAGGCUCACAUAGAUGGUAGCAAAAAUAUCUCAGAGCAACAUUUAGAAACAGACCGCUGUUCCACUUUAAAUAUGGCACUCAAAGUGCUUUUAUUCAGUCUCCACAAACGUGUUUUCAUCAAUUUGGGAUUCUGAUGGAUUAUAUCAAACCAAAGAUGUGCAGGAAACUCCUAGUAAGCCGACUUUAAGGACCUGAGAGGUGAUUACCAGGUGAGAAAGCCUACUGAAGUCUUGUUUUCAGCUUCUAUUUUUUGUCUCACAGGUUGUCUGGACUGUCAGAUAGAAGCUGUGAGGAUCUGGCCUUGAUUGUGGAGAAGACUUCACAACUCAGAGAGCUGCACCUGGAGGAGACUAGAAAAGGGGGGCCUGGUCUGGAACAUUUGUAUAACCUAGAGAAGGA